AUGUAUUGUGCAGUAGGUUGUUGAUUGGAUUUAACAUUGUCUCGCAGGUGUGACCAAAAGGUGAAGAACUAAAUCAAAAUGAAAACAAUUCUUCCGCUCCUUCUUGUUGCGACAGCGUGUCUUGGGGAUCUGGCGACGGAUCCAAUACUCUAUCCCUAUGGUCCAUCAGAGGGUGACAGAAUAACCCCCAGAAAAGAUGACGGGGCAACUAGUGCCAUUCCAAUCUCUACUCCAUUUGUAUUUUUUGGAAAGAAGCACAAUUCUCUAUACGUGAACAAUAAUGGGGUGAUCUCAUUUGGUGUGGCCGUGUCCAAGUACACCCCUGAUGCUUUCCCUCUGACAGACGGAAGCCCCUUUGUUGCUCCCUACUGGGGGGACGUCAACAAUCAAAUAGCGGGGAAAGUUUAUUACCGUGAAAGCAAAGACCCAAAUCUAUUGGAUAGGAUAUCCAAGGACAUGAAGGAGUAUUAUCCAAACUUUAAUUAUAGGGCCACAUGGGCCUUUGUCGCCACUUGGGAUAAAGUCGCCUACUUUGGAUCAAGAUCUAAAAAGACAAACACUUUCCAGGCUGUUCUAACCAGCAACGGUAAACUAGCCUUCAUCAUCUUGAACUAUGGGCCCAUUACUUGGACAACAGGAAAAGCCAGCGGGGGAGACCCCCUUACAGGAUUAGGAGGUAUCCCAGCACAGGCUGGUUUUAACAGUGGAGACAAGACUCAUUACUUUAAUAUUCCCGGGUCAAGGACACCUGAUAUUGUUAAUAUUAAGAAGACAUCCAAUGUAAACACCCCUGGACGUUGGGUCUUUGAGGUGGACAGGUUCAGGCCGGCGGGUGGAUGUGUAUAUGAAGCUAACUUUGUGCGCUACAACGAGACCUUCUGGAAGGACCCCACCUGCGAGAUGAAGUGCAAAUGCAACAUGGAUGGAGACGUGGAGUGCGAGGAGGAGUGGUGCUCCAGCAAUUUGCUCUGUCAGUCCUCGACCUGGCACUACACGUGCAGAAUCGGCAUCGGCCAAUGCUUUUAAGGGGGACUCAUCACAUAUUACCCUUUGUAUUGUCAUCACUUGAGCUUGGGUAGUGUUCUGUUCAUUACCUUCACAUUAGAGAUUCAGAUUUACCUUAUUUAGUUUAAAAAUGUAAUGAAUAUGCGCUUUGCUUUGCUAAUCCUCCUUAUCUCUUUCACUUUCUUUGCCAAAUCAGCCAUAGGUAUCAGUCAUAGGUGUCUCCAAGCAGAAAUGUAGUAGAUGUGUAGGAGCUGCUUUGUCUAGUGGGACACUGGCUCUGAUCCUGUUGCUGAUACAAUUCAGAAGAUAAUGAUUAUAUUAUAUAUACCAUGACCUGGAUGAAUGAAAAUCUUCAUAGUCAUAUUCAGAAGAUAAUAUUCCCUGUAGCCAUAGACAGAGACACAAAUACCCCCAUUUGCUUCUUUUCUGCCUCUUAUCAACCAAUAUUAAAAUGCUAGGGUUCAGCAAGCAUGGCAAGACGAUUCCAGUUUCAUAAUCCUUCAUUGGCUGCAGCAGCAACAAAACAACAGUUGCUCUAUGUCAUCAAGUCUUUCAUUUAUCUACUAGUAAUGUAGCCAUGACUGCUUAUGGGGAACAGAUUGGAUAAGACAAUGGUCAAUGAAGACCCAACCACCUUGAGAGGAGACAAGCAUUAUUGCAGUUCACCCUCCUACAUGUCAAUGUAAAUUUAGAUAAAUGGUGUUCACUGGCAUUAGCAGUCCCAUAACUCCCAAAUGGCAAAGGUUGUUGUCUUUUCAUCUGCCCCUCUAUUAACCAGCCCUCUGUUCUGCUAAAAGACCAAGUAGUCCUCAGCGGAGAAGCUAUGACCUCUCUAUGGUGUUUGCUGAAUGCUUGAGAACUUCAUAUACACAUUCACGUGCCUUAAGGUGCCAAGGCAAUUGAAUGUAACUUUGUGCUAGGGGUGAACCAUAUUUCAAUAACAUAUCCUCAACAAUAGAUUUGGCUGAACCUUGAAAUGAAUCCUGGAUUCGGUGCAUCUCUAUCUCUGUAAGAUAAAUUGGAUGAAAAUGCAAUGUUUGGUGCGAGGGAGGGGGGGGACAUUAUGUUUCCCUAUUCUAAGUUUUAAAAGCAGGGUUAGAAAUAUGAAAUAAAGAAUUAUUAGCAUAACAGAAAA
This is a messenger RNA of Xenopus laevis (African clawed frog), 2140 nucleotides long. It is a transcript of the gene tecta.2.L, whose product is annotated as tectorin alpha, gene 2 L homeolog. The record is from RefSeq and is a predicted model, not a curated record. The transcript has 7 exons. Bases 79 to 1026 code for a protein of 315 amino acids. NCBI's taxonomy places the organism in Eukaryota, Metazoa, Chordata, Amphibia, Anura, Pipidae.